Messenger RNA from Apis dorsata (giant honeybee), 1123 nucleotides. RefSeq names its product nucleoside diphosphate-linked moiety X motif 6. Gene Ontology annotation, molecular function: ADP-ribose diphosphatase activity; NAD binding; NADH pyrophosphatase activity. The transcript is spliced from 5 exons. Bases 185 to 1108 code for a protein of 307 amino acids. The record is from RefSeq and is a predicted model, not a curated record. Lineage: Eukaryota; Metazoa; Arthropoda; Insecta; Hymenoptera; Apidae.
GCAAAUACUUUUGUCUUAAAAAUAUUAGGUUAGAAUUUUUUAUUCUAACAUUAUACAUAUAAAUAAUAAACUUAAGUUUUAAUUAUGUUACAUAAACACUUUUAAUUUAUGUAUCUAUACAAAAUAUGAUAGUAAAUAUCAUCAUUGAAAAAUUUUCAAAAAUGUUUAUAUUUUAUAUUUUCAAAUGUUGCAAUGUGUAGGAUUGAAACUUCAAAACUUCAUUACGUUGCUACGGUUAAAACAACAAUUUUUAGUGAGACAUCAUAUUAUCUUUUAUACUAUAUUGCGUCGUAAAACAUAUUAUAGUAAUUUUUCUGUAAUUAUGGCAUCGAAGUGUUUUAAGGGGAAUAAUGAUCACUAUAAUGGAAUAACUAUUGACUCAAAUGAAGAAUCUUGCACGUCUCAAGUAUUUGCUCGUCGUCUUACAGCAUCUUUACAAGAGUGGAUACAAAAUAAAAAACGCACAAUAUGGUUUCGCGUAUAUUUAUCACAUUCAGAAUGGAUACCAAUACUUGUGAAAGAAGGAUUUAAAUUUCAUCAUGCAAAACAAGAUUAUGUCAUGCUUUACCGAUGGUUAGUUAAUGAAGAAUGUAAUAUUCCACAUUACGCACAUACAAAUUUAGGAGUUGGUGGGUUUGUUUAUAAUGAAGAAACUCAAGAAGUUUUAGUUCUUAAAGAAAAAUAUGUAAACAAAAAAGCUAUGUGGAAAUUACCAGGUGGUCAUGUCAAUCCAGGAGAAAAUUUAGAAGAAGCUGUGAAAAGAGAAAUUCUAGAAGAAACUGGUAUACAAACUAUUUUCAAGUGUAUAAUAAGCUUUAGACAUAUUCAUGAUUAUUCAUUUAAUUGUUCUGAUAUAUAUAUGGUUGCUUACUUAACUCCUCUUAAUUUCAAUAUUAAAAAAUGUGAAAAAGAAAUUUCUGAAUGCAGAUGGAUGAAGGUGAAUGAUUUUUUAAAACAUUCAGAUGUACNUGAAAAUAAUAGAUUGAUUGCAAAAAAAAUGUUAGAAUUUUUUAAACAUAAAAUAGGAAUUGUUGCUGAAUACAAUAGACACCCUAUAACAAACAAACCUAUUUGUAUAUAUAGUAUAUCUAAGAUUAAUAAUAUAUAGCAGUAUGUAAAAUAA